Messenger RNA from Closterium sp. NIES-67, 2918 nucleotides. Lineage: Eukaryota; Viridiplantae; Streptophyta; Zygnematophyceae; Desmidiales; Closteriaceae. The record is from the annotation of a GenBank genome assembly.
UCUUACUGUCUGUUUCUUGCGUCUCGUUCCCCUAUGGCGUUCCUUACUCGCCAACCGAGCACGGAUGAACGGUGUCACAGCUUGUUCUUGCUCCCCGAGCUUCCCACGCCGCGAGUUUCUGAACAUUUCCGUGUCGCGACCCCAAUUUUACCGCGUAAACCCAACGGUGGGCCGACAGUGUGGCUCAACCUGGUCCGUUCGUGUCAAGAAAGCCAACUUAGCUCGCGGACAUCUGUGGUCAAAAUUAGCUGAUCAGGGUUAGGAAGAGAACCAAGACGCUGCAGGGAUAUCUUAUUGUGGUCUCAGUGACGACUGAUGCGACACUAACCAUUAUCGAGGUUCCCAGUUUCAUCGGAGCUUUGCUAGCUGAGUUAUAUUUAGGCACCUUUAUUACUGCGGAAAGCGGCAUCGUAACGUUGCACAGUCGAGUUCCUUCAGAGCCAACUAGAAGAGCCGAAUCGGAAGAAGCCCAAAUCUUAGAUCUGUACCAGAGAAGCGGGGACGUGGUGAACCACUCGGCGCCGUGACUCCAUAUAUCCCGACUCCGACAAUGCCGAGACGCGGAGAGCAGUUGCUGCGUCGAGUAGGACGCAGAACUACUCGCCUACCCUGCGGACUGCAGAGUAGGCUGAAUCCGCUAAAUCCGCUGCUCGUGUUUCUGCUCCUCGCCUUGCUCUCCGUCGCCUUGGUUCGACUCGAACAGCCGCUCUUGCUCCCCGCCGGAGCCGCAGGUCACAGGAGCGCGUAUCACGAGCCGUCCUGCCACGGGUCCCUGUACCACCUGCAUCGGACUAGCGCCUGGCAUCAGAAUCUCUCUAUUUAUACAGAAUCAGCGAGUCCAGCCACUAACGAGGACGGUUACAGAUCCGCUCCAGGCCAUCCGAAAGCCGUGCAACUACCAUCACAUUUAGAGCCUUCACCUUCACUAGAAUCACACCAGCCAGAGUCACGUUAUAUCAAGUCACACCAGUUACAGUCACAGUCACAUGGGAAGUAUCUGCCUUGGACCGAGCCUCAGGAGUGGAUGAACCCGUGGCUGAGGCAGCAGGUUCGGUCCGAGCCUGCUACGUUGGCUUGGAUGGAGGAGUCCAUGGCGCAGGAGACUCGUCCCGUGCCUGCAGGCUGGCUUGCUGCCGAGCCUGAACCUGCCGCCGAACCUUACGCCGCUGCUGCUGCCGAGGCUGACUUUGCCAGCCCUGCUUCGGUUUCGGCUGCUGCUCAUGCUGGCGUUAUGCAAGGCUCAGCAUGCUCCCCCAUCGAAACCGCUAUCAUCAUCAAUGUCACGAAGGAGCCCGACUUCCGCAAGAGGAGGAGCUACCCAUCGUCCAUCACGGUCAUUCUGGAGCUGCAGAAUCACGUCACUCUGAGGCGCGGGCUGCUGUGGGGGCCCGCCUAUGCGUGCACCAUCCUGAGGUCGGGCGCCAAGGCCAAGGGGAGGGGCUUCCGGCUGUACGUGCACCGCGUGGACGAGCCCCUGCUGCGGGUGUGGAACACCAGCAAUAUUAUUGUGCACCGAGUGCAGAUGUCGCAGCCCUUCCGCGCCUACUCCAAAGCGUGCCCCAGGGAGAUCCCUGACGUGGGAACGGACAUCAUCUGCCCUCUCAUCCACGUCUACCGCUCCUAUGGGAUUCAGAUUGUCAAGGGUUACACCUUUGGGCGGGUGGACAUGGUGCGAACGAUGCACAGCCGCAUCGACUCAAUGAAGAUGACAGCCGUGCACGACUUCCCGAGGGGCAACGGGGUCAUCCGGGUGAUGCUGUCGGGGUAUGGGCCCUUGCUGGUGCGCGCUUAUAUCUACAUCACCAAUAACGAGAUCUACGGCACGUACCUGCCAGUGCUGCUGCAGUUGGGCGUGGUGGGAGCAAUCUUCAAGAACAACCACGUGCACGACUAUGUGUGGGCUGCCAUCGUGUGUGGCAACAUGGUGCACUCUCAGGGCGACUGCAUGCUCACCUCUAUAUCCAACAACCUUGUGGUUGCCAAGGGCCGAAACCUGACUGGGGGAGGGGACGCGACGGGGAUAUACUACGUGACGCACUGGAAUAACCCGGGUAAUAUCGCGGAGUGCAACUACAUCUUCGGGGGCGACCACUGCUACUACCUCGAUUUUGCUUCCUCGGGUGUGACUAUACGCGGAGGGGCUUGUAUCGGGCCUGUGGAUGGCAUGAAAGUCAACAAUGGGAAGUGGAACCGCAUUCAGCACGUGGUGAUGAAGCGCACCGAGAGCACCCCCGGCUGGUGCACAUGUCUCACUGCCACGGUGUGCAACUGCCUCAAAGACCCGGGCAACUACUGGGACCGCAUGCGCGCCAAGUACUACAACAGUGCCGUGUUUCAGAAGAGAUGGCCCUGGAUGAAGGAUACUUGUAACGAGACUGCCAUUAACGGAACUCCAUGUAACACAAAUGCGCGGGGCACCUUAAAGGACACGGAGACAGGCAAGUGCAGCGGGCUGCCCACAAAUAAUUACAUCGACCUGGUUUUGGUUGAUGUGCAAGAUGCGGACAUGAACUACCGUUACUGCGAGCAGCUUCCCAACGUGCCCAAGUUAAAUACACAUAAUCACAUUAACGUAACGUCUGAGUCCGCACAGUUCAUUGAUUACGCUAAUGAUGACCUGGGUGUUAAAAAGGGGUCACCUAUUUUUAAGAAGCGGCCCAAUUUCAAGAACUGCCCGAGGAAAAUAGUGGGGCCUAAGAAGGUGAGGGAUAGCUUCUAUUAUAGAUAUUUUGGGGUUCAAAGGCCCUGGCGGUUUAGAUUAGUGAAAUGGAUGAAUGGUAGCCAUUUCCAUGAUCCUACUCUAGUUGACGCUGUGGGACGGUUGGAGUAAUGCUUUAUGUGUGCCAUGCCAUGUUAUUACCCCAUUCUAUUCAUUCAAGCAGCAUCAAGUCGAGAAGCAUUGUUUGCCACAUUGAUAA